Messenger RNA from Pyricularia pennisetigena, 2298 nucleotides. RefSeq lists its product as uncharacterized. The transcript has a single exon. NCBI's taxonomy places the organism in Eukaryota, Fungi, Ascomycota, Sordariomycetes, Magnaporthales, Pyriculariaceae. Bases 1 to 2298 code for a protein of 765 amino acids. The record is from RefSeq and is a predicted model, not a curated record.
AUGACCAGGUCAACCAGGGUCGCUCUCCGACGCGCCCCACCCCGACUCGCCAAGGAACGGCCGUCAGAAGCUCCGCGCCGAGCUCCGGGCCACACCCGUGUCACGCGAAGCUCGUCGGCCUAUCGCCGUUCUACUUUUUCAUCAUCAUCGGAAGCUUUGACCACGAGCGAUGACAAUAGUGACGAGGAAGGAGAAGAGCAUAAUGAUGAUGAUGAUGAUGAUGAUGAAGAUGAGCUAGUAAAAGACGGAUCGGCGUUGCCAGCGUCAAAUGGCCUACAUGGCGAAUCACGACAGCUUCGCAAGAGGGGCCGCCCCCAGAUUCCAUUCACAACCCAGACUCAAUUGCAAGCCAACCCACCAACAAAGCGCCUGAGGCAUGGUAAAACCUCCAAUGCCAGAGAAUGCAACCGCCGUGGCCGCCCAGCAAGUCUGACGAAUCCUCACAAAAAGUCUGCAUCGGCUUCCGCUCAAAAAAAGCUUGAGCCAUCAUCUCGCCAUCAGGGCCAGACAUUCAAUGAUCUUUACCGCCCCGAGCCUGGUCCUCGCCUGCCAUGGAGCGAGCUUCCUUAUCUGCUGCUGGUCGAAGUCUUCUCUUUUGCGGCUGCGCCCCUAAAUGACUAUGCUUCGGUGAGCUGGCUGCUCGCCACCAGCAGGAUUUGUCGGGCUUUUGCCGAGCCUGCGCUCACAGCUUUGUAUCGCAACCCGCCACUGCUCGAUGUUGCGAUGGCUCAUGGUCUUGUCCAACAUUUAGAGAAACCACCGUCGCAGACCAGGUUCAACUACCGUCAGAAGGUCGAGAGACUGGAGAUCGAUGUUGGACUUGUGGCGCAUCCUACCUACAAUCGCCAACACCUCGACCUCGAGAGUUUGGUGAAGAAUUGUCCUCGUCUGGCUAGCCUUGAGCUAUUCCAUCAAAAAGACAACCCACCGUACCGAGAUUUGGACGACCGCCUGCGCUGGCAGUACCCAGCUGGUCUUUUCCAAGGCCUUGCGGCAUCUGGGACACACCUGCAGAGUUGGCGUUGGAACUCGAGAUUGGCAGGUCCAGACCUUUCAUUCAAUGCCAUAAAAAUGAUCCAUGAGUCACCGAGCUUCUCGAGAUUACGAAAGGUAGCAUUUGUCAACUAUCAAAUGCCCUCCCUCCUGGCUAAGAAUGUCGACGAGGUCGAAAUUGAUGCCAUGGAUAAAAAGGAGGCUGAAACCAUUGCCACGUUGUUCCAAGACUGUUUGCCGGAACUGAAACAUCUUGUUUUCGAAUCAUGUACUAUUGUCAAUGAGCACCUACUCCCGCUUUUGCCUACCACCCUAGAGCAUCUGGAGCUGGUGAAUUGCUGGGACGUCACUGCAGACUCUCUCGCAGAGUUUCUGCGCUCACACGGGCAUCACAUGCUACACCUCAGUCUUCAUCACAACCAGUCACUUAGCCUUGCUUUUCUCCCACUGCUGGGAGAAUGUUGCCCAAAGCUAGAGACGCUACAGAUGAACCUUACAUAUUACAAACAUCAUUCCAGCUACGACGACUCACAGCCUGCUUACGACGAGCUGCUCCUGGCAGAUCAGGUACCAAAGUGGCCGCGGAACAUCAGGGUAGUAGCAAUCGAGAACAUGCGCAAAUGGAGCCCCGAAGCCGCAGAGGUGUUUUUCCAGUCAUUUAUAGACUGCGCAGCAGAGAUGCCUGAUCUGCGCGUUCUCAGCUUCAAGGUCAUGCUCAACAUACCCUGGCGCCAGCGCAGUGCGAUGCGUGAGGCAUGGGAGCUGCGCCUGAAGCGCUGUUUUGAGCGCAAACCAAAGAGUCCAAUGCCGUGGAGGUCUAUCAAGGAUGUGCCACUGCAGUGCGAUGCAGACGCCAAAGCACGCAUGAUGGAGAAAGCGAAGCGUGGCUUGCCAGAUAGGAGUGGAGCGGUUGAUGAGCCGACUCGCCGCAGCGGGCGCAUAUCGGAGCUUUCUGAGCGCUCAUCGCAGUCCAGCAGCGCCGCGCGCGGGCUGAGGUCAAAGGGUCGUGAAACUAUUUCAUAUGCCGAGCCCGAUACUGAUGACGAGGACCUGGAGGAUGAAGACCUGGGCGAUGAUGAAGAAUCGUCCCGGGAGACUGCAGAGGAAAAGUCAAGACCUUCCUCAUCGCACGAUGAAUCCUAUUUUGUUCAUGGUCUCUGUGAUGUUGUCGAUAUUAGGUUUGACAAUCAGAAACCGACAGAGAUGCAAUUUGGAAUGGAUGAUUUUCUAGAUCAGGAGGAUGCCGUCUCAGAUGACGACUGGGAUGGAGAUGAUGACGCCGAAGAUGAGAGAUAUGCUUGGUAG